Micropterus dolomieu (smallmouth bass) is the source of this 3727-nucleotide messenger RNA. Its product is annotated as mitochondrial poly(A) polymerase. The record is from RefSeq and is a predicted model, not a curated record. NCBI's taxonomy places the organism in Eukaryota, Metazoa, Chordata, Actinopteri, Centrarchiformes, Centrarchidae. The transcript has 9 exons. The coding region runs from base 33 to 1784 and encodes 583 amino acids. Gene Ontology annotation, cellular component: mitochondrion. Gene Ontology annotation, molecular function: poly(A) RNA polymerase activity.
ACCUCUCAGUUGCCGUAGACAUAGCUACGCGCAUGCGUCCUUGCGCCUCUAUUGGGGCAGCAAUGGCGGCCUCCUUCGCAGUGUGCAGGCUACAUAUGAGGGGAAGGGGAAUUCUGGUGAAGGGUCUACAGAAGGUCGAUACGUGUCUUCACAGGAAUAUUGGAACAAACGUUGUUGCUGCGCAAAGUGCAGCUCUUCGGAAAGACGAAACUGAUGAAAAGGAGGGGUGCAAAUCGUUGUAUGCUGUCCAGGCAGAGAGACAAGAACAGGCAGAGAGAUCUGUUCUCAUCAGCUGCCACUCCAGAACCAAUGAGAAGAAGUUCCUUAAGCAUUUAUCAAAACAUGGAGAUAUAAAGAAAUACUUCUUUUAUGAAAGCUAUGGCAUGUAUGCUGUAGUGGAAUUUGCCAACCGGGAAAGUGUUGCUUCAUUACUUGAAGAGGCAGUCAUCCCCAGCGUUAACCAUGAAUCCAUGGUUCCUUUUAAAUCGAGACUGCUGUCACUGAAGAACCUCGGCUCAGCUGACUCAACAAACCAGCAGUCAGGCCAUCAGUGCCAACCGCAAGCCACUAUUCCCAUCAACGAGCUCAUACAGAGACUGUCCAGAGAGGAAAGUAUAGACCAACAGAUAACCUUCCUGACAGAAGCCUAUCAGCUAACAGAGGAGAACAGCCGACUGCGUUUCCUUGUCUGCUCUCUGCUCAAGGACAUUGCUGCUGCUUAUUUCCCAGAAUGCAACAUCAAGCCGUUUGGCUCAUCAGUGAACGGCUUUGGAAAACUGGGCAGUGACCUGGACAUGUUUCUGGACCUCGAUGGCAUCAGUGGGAGAAACACAAAGAUGCCAAAAUCAGGUUUGUCUCUGGAGUACCAGAUGAAGAGGGCCAACUCCGAGCGGGCUGUCACCCAGAGCACCCUGUCAGUCAUUGGGGAGUGUGUGGACCAGUUUGGACCUGGGUGUGUAGGGGUGCAGAAGAUUCUCAACGCACGAUGCCCCUUGGUCCGUUUCGCCCACCAGCCCUCUGGUUUUCAGUGUGACCUCACAGCCAAUAACAGGGUGGCCAUGAAGAGCACAGAGCUACUGUACCUGUACGGAGUGCUGGACCCGCGCGUGCGUUUCCUGGUGUUCACUGUGCGCUGUUGGGCUCGAGCCCAUGGCAUCACCAGCGGCAUUCCCGGGGCCUGGAUCACCAACUUCUCCCUCACUGUCAUGGUGCUCUUCUUCCUGCAGAGGAGGAGCCCUCCCAUUAUCCCUACCUUGGACCACCUCAGAGACCUUGCAGGUCCUGCGGACAAGAGCGUGAUUGAGGGGAAUGACUGCACGUUUGUCAGCGACAUCAGCAAGAUCCAGCUCCAGAGCAACACAGAAACACUAGAGAAACUGCUGUGUGAAUUUUUUGAGUUCUACGCCACUUUUGCGUUCAACAAGAUGUCCAUAUCUAUCAGAAAGGGCAAAGAGCAGAACAAGCCGGAGGUAGCCCCACUGCACAUCCAGAACCCGUUUGAAACCUCUCUGAACGUCAGCAAGAACGUCAACGCCACACAGCUAGAGCGCUUUGUGGCUUUGUGUCAGGAGAGCUCCUGGCUGCUCCAGCAGAGUGAAACCAACACACCCGGAAGUGGAAAUAAAGGCAACACUCCCACACCUUGGGGACUGGCUACCCUCCUCCUGCCCUCCCAGGUUGCAGGGAUCAAAAGUCGCAAGAAAAGAAGACGGGAGCCGGCCAGUGAGAGGAUCAAGAGCUUGCUGGAAUCCUUGAAGAAUAACAAUCAGCAAAAGAAAAGCUAAGACGCUUAGGAGAUCUCAGAACUCAACUCCAUCCUCUUACCAUUACUUUAACUCAUUCAUUGUUGGACACCUACUGGUGUUAAUGUCUUGAUACUCUCUGAGGUGGUGUUGAGUUCUUUGCAGUGGAAUAUAUAUGCUGGACUCUAAUUCCAAACAUGGACACUGGAGGGUGUUACUGAGGCCUCUAUGUGCAUAUGUUUGGGACCUGGGAUAAGGGAGUGAUUACUGGGUACUUUAAUGUAGACUUAACCUAGUCUGUUGUAAUUAAAGCCAGUAUUAUGGAAACUCAUGUAGGAGCUAAGACUGUAGAUUCACAGGUUCACAGGUUAUUCAAAAUCUGUUAUUAUUUUCACUGAUACGCAACAUAAUCUGAAACACACGUCAGACAAAAUCACUGGAGGUUGGCCUAUAGAUAUCAUUUUUGUAUUAAUUUUAAAUUAGCCCACAGAUGGAAUAAUAAGCUUUUAUUGCAAACUGAAAAACUGGGUUUGCUUAUUACGGCGCUUGAAAACUGACAGAAAGCAGUAAAUGGGUAUCAGAUGCAUCAGAAUUAUAACUGAAUACAGGACUCUACAGUAACUUUUAAAAGUAAAUGCCAGGCUCUCAACCAAGUAUUAGCUUUUGGUUGCUGAAACUAAAAAUCGGGUUGCCAUUUUGUGUCAGCUUAUAUUUUGAGUAAUUAAGCUAUUAUGCAGUCAUACCAGAUCAUCUUAAUAAUGAAAAUGUGACAUAAAAGAAUGUUUAAAAGCUUUAUUACAGUAACCAAACAAAAAUCUAGCUUGUGUGUUAUCUGAUAGUGUUAUCAGUAAACAUGUCCACCUUCCUGGUAUACAAAAUGUCAGCAUUCGUGAUGUUGACUGGUUAGUUGAACUUUUCAACCCACAGUCAAACAACUUAAUUUACUUCACCAUUGUCUUGUAAAACAGAUACCUGUGCGCACACACACUGGUAAAUAAAUGCACCACCUUUGAUUCAUGUUCUGACUGUAACAGCAAUUUAAAAUAUCACUAAUGCAUCAUUAUUAAGAAAUUAUUUGUUUUGCGGUGCACGUUUUGCUGUUUGCUGACCCUAUUCUUUAUAUGUUUAAAAAGUUACCAGUGGCAACCACUUUUUUUUGGCAUGUUAGCUUUCCUGAAAACACUGUUAGCUACGCACACCAAGCACCAGCCUUUUGACCUAUAGCUACCCAGCUGAAGCUGACUUUCAUCAUAAAUCUAGACUAGAGCAAGUAAAACCUAAACUACAGUAACAUGACUUUAUGUAGGUACACAUUGCAUUAUAGAAAUUAUUAUGGAAUUUAGAUUCAGCUAGGUGCAGUAGCUAAUUGGAAAGGCUGGUUCUCGGUGUGUUUAGCUAGCCACACAGUUGUUUGUAGCUCCAUUGACUAGUCUGAUGCAUUUGUGUUUCUUGGGUAAACUACCAAAAACCCAGCUGGGACUCCCUGCCAGUCAGUUAAAACUGAAGUAGCUGAUGAGAGGCGAAACAUCUUUAGUAUGUUCAACCAAGUCCAGUUGCUCUUGAUAUAACCUUCCUUUCAUAACUAUGACCUGGAUAACUGACAACCUUCACAUACUUAUUACCAAAAACACAGUAAACUUAAGUAGUUAAAAAGUAAAAUGAGGUAGUGACAGAUAAAUAGAAGGGUAAAAUUUAAUCAGCUUAAAAAGGAAAACAAAUUUCUUUUUUUACCAACUAAUUGGUAAAGGAAAAGUAUGAAGCUUUAUAUUUCUUUUUACACAUCAUUUAAACUAUUUAACUAAUAGUAUUGUUAGAGUGUAUUCACUUAUGUUUUUGAUUUGUCUGAUAACCUUUUAAUACCCGCUGUCCCUUUUCGGGGUGCUAGGGGCUUUUUAAAUGAAACAGUACAAAGAACACUCACACUCACUUUCUCAAAUGGUACAUCUGGAUUAAAGUUUUUUGAAGCGAAUGGACUAAAACAGUGA